Molecule: messenger RNA, 1608 nt
Organism: Caenorhabditis remanei
Lineage: Eukaryota; Metazoa; Nematoda; Chromadorea; Rhabditida; Rhabditidae
Exons: 6
Coding region: 1-1608 (535 amino acids)
Cellular component (GO): membrane
Source: RefSeq, a predicted model, not a curated record
AUGGGUCACAUUUCCGGAAAACAAUGCCCGAUGGUGUUGUUUAUUCGGCUUCUGUUACAGCUCUCCUCAUCAGUUUCUGCUGAAUUGAGUCGUUCAAUGUCAGUCAGUUAUUCGACUCCAUUAGUUCGUGAUUUGGAAGAAUCUGGAAGUGCUCAAGUGAAUGUAACUCUGCAAUUCCCGAGAGACGACUUCGAGACGGACAAUAUUGAGAAAUAUUUGUUCAAUGUCGAUUCAUUCCACCCGGAAAUCGCGACGGCCACCGAUUACACGUCGAAACUGAAACGAGAGCAAUUCCAACUAUCGGCGAAUAAUCAAUUCUACGAGACGGAGACAAUAAUCACAGUGAACGGGAAUUUGUUGGGGAAAACUGCGAUGAAAAUGAGAUUAGUAUCGAUUGAUGAGAAGACAUGGAACGGCAAGAGAUGGAAUGAGACAAGUGACAUUCAGAUGGAUCCACGACUGAAAUCAGAAGAGAUGGACUCAGUGCUCGACGUCUGGGUUGUCAGAUCGAAAUCAUCGAGACGUUGGACAUUCAUUUUUGUGGUUUCCGUUGUGAUUCUCAUCUCGAUUUGUAAUGUGAUGAUGGGUUGUGAGCUCGACAUUGACUCUGUCAUCGCGACACUCAAAAAACCAGUUGCCCCAGCUAUCGGUCUCUUCGCUCAAUUCAUAAUAAUGCCUUUGCUCUCGUAUCUCAUCGCUUAUGCCAUCUUCAUGCCACGUGGAUUAUACUCAAUGGCUCUCGGACUCUUCGUCACUGGAUGCUCUCCAGGAGGCGGAGCUUCCAACUUCUGGACACUUCUCCUCGAUGGAAAUCUCAAUUUGUCAGUGACAAUGACAUUCAUCUCAACGAUUUGCUCGUUGGUUAUGAUGCCAGCGUGGUUGUACUUCUUGGGACACCCGUUCCUUCAGGGUUUCAAUUCGAAUGCUGUUAUUAAGGUGCCAUACGGAAAGAUCGCAAGUCAACUCGUCACCCUCAUCAUCCCACUUCUCAUCGGAAUUGCCAUCAAAAAGUGGAAACCCGAGUGGGCAGCGAGAGCACGUCUUCUGAUGCGUCCAUUCGUCAUCUUCGUCAUGAUUUUCGUCGUCGCAUUCGGCUCGAUCACGAAUCUCUACAUGUUCCGAAUGCUCACCGGACCCGCUUUGAUCGGUGGUCUGGCACUUCCGUGGUGUGGAUUCAUGUUCGGUUGUUUCACGGCACUCCUCACAAAACGGAAGCCAGAAGACGUGACGGCGAUCGCUGUGGAGACGGGAAUUCAGAAUACGGGAAUUGCGAUUUUGCUUCUGAAGGCGUCGUUCGAUCAGCCGGAUGCAGAUAUUGGGGCGUUGAUACCGGUGAUUGUCGCCGCGUUUACACCGGGACCGCUUUUGUUGGGUGCCGCCGUGCAUUUGACAUUCAAAGCGUUGAGGAAUAGAAGGCAGAAGUCCACAUCCGACUCUGAUUCGAUCGAAAAGCAAUCAGUCGAGCUGAUCGACGCCUCGAAGCUCUCGGAAUCCCAGAAGUUGAAUAUCGCCUCGAAUUCGACGACAAUUCUUCCGAAUGAUCAAUACGAGAGUCUUCUGGAUCGAACACCCGAACUCCCGGCGGCAGCUGUCAUCGUUCAACAAUAA